Messenger RNA from Drosophila mauritiana, 1183 nucleotides. Its product is annotated as histone-lysine N-methyltransferase, H3 lysine-79 specific. NCBI's taxonomy places the organism in Eukaryota, Metazoa, Arthropoda, Insecta, Diptera, Drosophilidae. Bases 142 to 1050 code for a protein of 302 amino acids. The record is from RefSeq and is a predicted model, not a curated record. The transcript has 3 exons.
UGAUAUUGACAUCAAAUUGAGAUUUUUAAGUUUGUGACGCGAAAAAAAUUUUAUAUUUUACUAGGCAAACACUUGGCUAAGAAAAUCAAAGGUUUCCCAAGACCACACAGGUCCAGAGAAGGGAAGUAAAGAGCAAGUACCAUGUCCCGAUUUUUGAUAGCUACCAAAGAGCGUCUCCAGAGGGGAUUGCGCUUUGGCCAGAUGUUGAUCCAUAAUACGGUUUCUCAGAAAAUAGCCGCUAAGGCCACGCCUCCUAAGGCGGUCAAGGCCACUCCACCACCACCCCCGUCCACCAAGCCGCCACCAAAAUGUCCUGGAGGCGACAAGAAUAUGAAGCGGAAGCCGGGCUACUUUGCCAGUGGUGGUCAGCACGCGGUGCUCAGUGAUUGCCCAAAGCCAGAGGGCGACUUUAUGAAGGCCUGGUCAGCCAAGAACAGCCGCUAUAACCUUAUCCUUAUCACUGGUUUCCUGGCAGCAGGGGGAACGUUGGGCUUUGCCUUGUCGUCAGGUGUCCUCUGUCUAAAUUGGACCAUUCCCGAGUAUCCCUACAACGAGGAUGAGAUGGAGGAAUUUGAGAUCGAAGAGGAACGCCGACGGGAGGAGAAGGAGGCGCGCGAGGAGCGCCACCAGGACGCAGUGGAGGCCAGGGAGCUGAGCAUACGUCGCCGCCGGGCCAAGGAGGCCAUGGAGAGGGAGGUGGAUCUGAUGCAACGCGACAUGGAUGGCGGCAUCACAGACGCCGAGUUGGAUGAACUGCAGCGCCUGGCCGCCGAGCGCGAGGCCUUCGAGCUGUGGGAGAAGGACGAACUGAAGCGGCUCGAGGAGCAGGAGAAGGAGCGCGAGAAGAUUCGUAAGGAGAAGGCCAAGGUCAAGGCCGAAAGGGACAAGGAGCGCGAAAAGAAGCGGAAGGAGAAGGAGGCGCAGCUCGAGAAGGAGGAGGCGGAGCGCGAGAAAGCCCGCGAAAAGGCGCGCAAGGAACGUGAAAAGGCUGAGAAGGAGAAGCAAAAGGAAAAGGAAAAGGCCGAGAAGGAGGCCAGAAAGGCCGGCUAGUAUGCUCUUAUGCUCCAAUUUAAUUUACUUUGCCAGCAGUAACACCACAAGGGCUUGGAAAAUUCUUUAAUCGUGCAAGUUCAAUAAAAAAUCCAAAUUGGUUGCUGUUGGCCUGAGAUCUGCAUUAGAUAAU